Molecule: messenger RNA, 1866 nt
Organism: Dufourea novaeangliae
Lineage: Eukaryota; Metazoa; Arthropoda; Insecta; Hymenoptera; Halictidae
Product: EF-hand domain-containing protein 1-like
Exons: 5
Coding region: 1-1866 (621 amino acids)
Biological process (GO): mitotic cytokinesis; cilium-dependent cell motility; mitotic spindle organization
Cellular component (GO): mitotic spindle; axoneme
Molecular function (GO): alpha-tubulin binding
Source: RefSeq, a predicted model, not a curated record
AUGGAAGAUUUACCAAAUAUACCUGGCUAUACAUUUCGUGAUCCAAGUAAAUUGAAGAAAUCUUUUCUUUUAAAGAUCACUGAUUAUAGAUUACUGCAAAAAUUACAUUUUUUGAAUGGUUAUCGUGUGGUGCGCCAUAGUAGAGUUGGUAUUGGAGAAAGACCAAUAGAUGCUGCAUCCACUGCAUACAUAAAAGAUAUACCUAUUGUACAAUAUGAUCCAUCGUUGACGUAUGGUCGCGUAAAAGGAUAUGCAUAUCGUCAAGUUAUUCCACAUUAUGCGUUAUUCGCACAGAAAUGCCUUUGCUUCAAAGCAUUCUUCCGUCAGGGUGUGUUCAACUCCCCGGACGAACAUUAUCGGAUACGUCAUGUAAACAUACUAUAUUUUUUGGAGGACAAUACCUUAAGCGUGAUGGAACCUUCGGUUAAUAACGCAGGCUUUCAGCAAGGAAGGCUCGUUAGAAGAGGCAAAAUUGAAAAAAAUGAAAGGGGAGAUACGCUUCACUGGAAGGAUUUCAAUGUUGGGAUUGACGUAUGUAUUUAUGGUGUAGUUUAUCAUAUUAUCGAUUGCGAUCUAUUCACUAGAGAGUUCUUGAGCAGCCAAGGCAUAGAUGUCGGUAACAAGGAGGAACCUCCUAUAGAUCCAUACACGUCGCUCCGUGAAUCCAAGCAGAAUCGACCGAUGCACGUAACGCCGAUUCCGGACGAUUCUAGGCGUCGAUUUUUAGAAUAUGAUAAAAUGGUGUUAUGUUUCACCGCGACGUGGAACGAGGACGUUUACCAGAUAAUGUAUUUCUUGACCGACGACACGAUAGCCGUGCGAGAAGUAUUGAGACCUAACUGCGGAAAGGAUCCGGUGGCGAUGCUACUGAAAAGAAUGAAAGUACCGAAAGACUGGAAGAAUUUACCAACGUCCUAUCCGGCCGUAUAUCUAGAAUACGGCGAUCCAGAAGUUAUCGAAUAUUAUACGCCGAAAGAUUUCACUAUAGGCGGCACGAUUUUUAUAUUCAGUCGACGUUUUUUCUUACACGACUGCGAUUCCUUCACACGGAAGUAUUACACGGAUAUGCUGGGUAUGAUGCAACCGGAAAGAAUUCCACUUCCGGAGGAGAAACCGAAAUCGGCGCCCGAAUACGUGCCGCCGCCGCACAUAAAAUUCGGCACGCCGGAGGAUACUUACGCAGGUUGUUUGUCGUUCAUGCCUAAACCGCCGAGAAAAGAUGUUGUCCGGCAGCUGGUGAAUUUCCCGAAAAAGUUGCGUUACUCAAUGCGUAUGGACGCGGUGCACCCUGAAGACAGAGGUCGCGAUUUCAUCUUGCAAUACAGUUUAAGCGAAGGCAUGAUUACGAUUCAAGAACUGGAGAAACGUAACUCGGGCCGUCGCGAAGGUUGCUUCUUAAAAGCCACAUUGGUCCCGAAGCCGAACACUGGAAGAGACAAUCCGGAAUAUUAUACGCCUCGGGACUUUUACAUCGGGGCGAAAAUCAAUAUAUUUAAUCAUUACUUCAUCAUAGUAGGGGCCGAUCUUUUUGUGUACCGUUACAUGGAAGAGAAUCCCGAGAAGUUCUCGCGGGAGGUACGGGACAAUGUACGAAACUAUUUCACUAGACAAAAGUUACUCGACGACGAUAUAGCUGUCGAGGCGAAAAAGAUACACGACGAUACGAUGAAUUGUAUGAGAGAAUUAGAAGCCCAGGCUGCUCAGAGAUAUGAAGGCGAGCAUGGGGAGCUAAGACCACGUACACCACCACCGGAAGAAUUGUGUCCGGAUCUGGCGACGACGACAACCAAGUCGCACGGUCCUGGGAAAUCUUUCGAUAAACAUAUGAAAAAGGAAGUAAGAUGGGAUAAUCGGAGAGAACAUUAA